GAGCUCUCGGAGAACAUACGAGUGAAAGUACACACCGCUGUAUGAAGGCUUCAGUCGUAGGCGUAGGUUGAUCGUAGCAAUCCCAAACUAUUCUCCAUCGCUUACAAUAACUCAGCACAGUUCUAUCGUACCUUUUAUCCUCGCCGCGGUGAAUAUCGUGAAACAGCAAAAAAUUAGCACUCAAAUUUCAAUAAAUUCAUAUUUUAUUAUCAAACGAACACAAAAAACAAAAUGAAGCUCUAUUCUGUGUCCGAUGGGCCGCCCUCUCUCGCUUGUCAGCAAGCGCUCAAAGCUCUCAAUCUUGAUUACGAGCUCGUCAACGUCGACUUCGGCAAAGGAGAACACAUGACCGAAGAAUAUGCAAAGUUGAACCCACAAAAAGAGAUUCCGGUUUUGAUCGACGGAGACCUUGUUAUGGGAGAAAGCAAUGCGAUUUUGCAAUAUCUUGGCGACAAAUAUGACGCGAGUGGCAAAAUGUAUCCGAAAGAUCCGAAAGCACGGGCGAUCGUCAAUCAUCGGCUCUGUUUCAAUUUGGCGAUGUAUUAUAAAAACAUAUCCGAAUACGUGAUGGCACCGAUAUUUUUCGAUUACGAGAGAACUCCGUUGGCUUUGAAAAAAUUAAAAAUGGCUCUGGACGUGUUUGAGACUUACUUGGAACGUGAAAAAACUCGAUUCGCUGCUUCAAAUGACUUAACUUUGGCCGAUUUUCCAUUAAUCACUGCAACGAUGUGUCUGGAGGCGAUAGAUUUUUCGCUGGAAUCUUGGCCACUCGUGAAAAAAUGGUACGAGAAUUUCAAGGCCGACUAUCCCGAGCUGUGGGAAAUAGCAGCAGCUGGAAUGCGAGAGAUAAGUGAAUUCGAGAAAAAUCCACCAGAUUUAUCACACAUGGAACAUCCGAUUCACCCCGUCCGCAAAGUGGCGAAGUAGAAGGAAGAACCAAGUAUAAAUACAAUCGCCGUUUGUUUUGUUUUUUAUUAUUCCGUCGCUUCAUCUUCAUAAUAAAUAUUAUCUUUACUAUCAACACAUCA
Venturia canescens is the source of this 1028-nucleotide messenger RNA. RefSeq names its product GST-containing FLYWCH zinc-finger protein (gene gfzf). Lineage: Eukaryota; Metazoa; Arthropoda; Insecta; Hymenoptera; Ichneumonidae. Gene Ontology annotation, biological process: glutathione metabolic process. The coding region runs from base 232 to 927 and encodes 231 amino acids. The record is from RefSeq and is a predicted model, not a curated record. The transcript has 5 exons. Gene Ontology annotation, molecular function: glutathione transferase activity.